Messenger RNA from Pisolithus orientalis, 1090 nucleotides. RefSeq lists its product as uncharacterized. Bases 157 to 969 code for a protein of 270 amino acids. The transcript has 2 exons. NCBI's taxonomy places the organism in Eukaryota, Fungi, Basidiomycota, Agaricomycetes, Boletales, Pisolithaceae. The record is from RefSeq and is a predicted model, not a curated record. Gene Ontology annotation, cellular component: ciliary basal body; motile cilium. Gene Ontology annotation, biological process: regulation of cilium beat frequency involved in ciliary motility; cilium assembly; positive regulation of cell motility.
GGAAGAGUCUCCUGCUAGAGUCCAAUGACACACUUUAACACUAGCAUAUCCUUAGUAGUACAGUAUUUGACGCGCACACAUCAUCACCACUCUGCGAGCAUCAACACGCCAGAUUCUUUGUCUUGGAUACGCCUGACCUAGUUCAUCGCCGGAAGCAUGUUUUCUGGAAGUGUCCAACCCAACAUCGUUUCCCUCUUCUCGUCUACAGGAAGCCAGCCUCUUUCGCUCUUCGGUGUACAAGUGGACACUGCUUUGCCAUCGGAUUCCUUCGUCCACCUUUUGGACGACAGCACUUCACUUCGUGCACCAUCUGGAGCCUCUCUGAUCGCACCACCAAAGGCUUACCAUGAUGAGGACACGGAGGCAUGUAUAGGCAAGCAGCUCCGACAGACCGUUUUGCACAUCCAAUCACCAACAUUGCGCACAACCUUCAUUCAGUGUCCCUCGCCUUUCUCGUUCCGGACAGACGACAAGGGCCUUGGGUUGAAACACGCGUGGCUGCAAAUUCAAGUCCGCAACCUUGGCCGUGAGUGGUCGUUCGAAGUGGGCAUAGUAGACAAGGCAGGCAAACAUGGAGUCGUAAGGUGCUCCACCUUUCAGAAAAACCCGACUCUCAACUACAAUCAUGAUCUCGCUCCGGUUCUCCAUCUUCCUCUCAAAUUUCCGUCCUCCUCGUCAAACGCUUUGACUGCAUGGUCGACUGUGACUGUACAUCUCCCGAGUUUCAUUCCUCAAUUCGCCUCCGUUUCCCGUGAUCAACGGUCGCGAACAGAUGCCUCUGAUGAGGAUGGUAGCACGGAGAAUGCCAGUAGUAUUCCCUCGCCACAGUCCUUGCCUGGUGGGGCAUACGCCCAUCUAACGUACGUCAAGAUCUACGCUACGUGUCGAUUGCGCAGAAUCUGGCUUAGUGGCUCUGCACCCGGUGCGGGAGGUCCGACUCCUUGGGAGUUUGAACUUUAUGGCGACUAGGUGGCAUUCGAGGUCCAGAUCUCUGUUCCCCGCCACAUCUAUGGCCCGCUUGCUUGUCAUGCAUGUGAUUUUUUAUUGCGCUUUAUCUCAACAUACGGUAUCAACCAUCAGUGUAUCUCAU